UAACAUUAGAUGACUUUUGUAAACAAUAUUCGUAUUAUAGAACCUUUUUGGUGGAAUCAGGAAUGUAUUGAUGCUAUUAAUUAUGAAGGAGGACAACAAGGAAAGAUUGAAUAGCCCUUUAGAGAUAAAUUUAAAAUUGUUGUUUAAGAAUAGUAAAGUGAUAUAAAUUUCUAUAAAUUUUUAAGUAAAAAGUAAAUGGAUAGUGUUAACAGUAUGAUUUGCUUAGCAUAAGCUACUCUCAUAGUUGUUAAAAAUUGAAUUUUGAGAAUUUUUAAACCCAAAGUGAAAUAGUUGCAGACUAAUUUUUUAAGGUCAUUUCCAUCUAAACUUUUUAAAAAACUUGUGCACAAAAGAAUGUGUUUCGAAGAUGAUAUCUUUUCAUGUCUGUCUAUGUGAUCAUUUUGCUAGAAUAGGAUGAGCUUUUGAUCGGGGUUGUAAUAGUAAUUGUGUGGGGGCAAAUUUUAUUUGAAAAUGUACACAAUGGGGAGGGGGUUGAAAAUUUUGAUACAGUUUGAAAAGUAAAUUAUUUAUUUUUUUAAAACCAAACUAAGUAAAAGUAGUUCUGAAGUAAUAAUUUUAAAGCUUAUUACUAAAUUCCGCUUCUAAUUUACUUAUUUUUUAAUAGGCAGUUUUAAUCAUCAGUUUUAAAUUAUAUAAAAAACAAAUGAUAUGCUUUCAAAAGAAGAGUAACAUUCACUCUAAACAAUUAUAAUGAUUGUUUAUAUGCAUAUAUUAAUUUGAGAUUGUUUAGUAUGUGAAACCGAAAAUUUUAACUCAUUACGCAAGAACAGAAAUUGUUUUCAUUCUUUUCUUUUUCGUAUUUUGUGUUCCAUUUCGUAUUUUUUUACAUUGUUUUGUAAUUUUUGAGUGCGCGUUUGAUUAUCUUGUUUUUCGUGACAUCACAAAAAGAUUUUUCAGGCAUGGAUGCCGUAGCAUUUUUUGAAGUGGGAUUGUCUUUUUUAAGACUUUUGAAACUGCGGCAUGACAUAAACUACAAAAAAAAGCAUUUUCGAAGGUGGUGGGUAAAACCGCACAUUCAGACAUGUAUUAGAAACGAUUACGGAGCAUUUUCGACUCUAUUCUGUUAUUUUAAAAUGCAUGACCAUGAAGAGUUUUACAAAUUGUAUAGGAUGAGUGUCCCCCAAUUUGAUAAACUAUAUGAAAUUUUGAAAACCAAACUAGAAAGAUCUUCUGCAGUUAGAGAGCCUUUACCACCACAAUUGAGAUUUGCAAUAACUUUACACUUUCUGGCACACGGCGAUAGCAUCGAAACUUUGUGUAAACUUUAUUACAUCGGAAAGUCAACCGUCUAUGGUAUUUUAAGCGAUGUUUGCCAAGAUAUUUGGGACAUACUUUCUCCUGUAUAUCUUCCGGAAAAAAGUGUUGAUGAUUGGAAAGAAAUUGCGAUCGAUUAUGAGAAAAAGUGUAAUUUUCCUCAUUGCUUAGGAUCAAUAGAUGGUAAACACAUCAGAAUUACCAAGCCUCCAAAUUCAGGAAGUGCCUUUUUCAAUUACAAAAAGUACUACAGUUUCGUACUCAUGGCCAUAUGUGAUGCCCAUUAUCGCUUUACGUGGAUUGAUGUUGGCGAUUAUGGCUCCUUGAACGAUGCCAGUGUUUUUGGUGCUACUGGAUUGGCACAAGAAUUAGAAGAGAAAAGGCUUCCUCUUCCUGAACCUGAAUGUUUGCCAGGGACCCAAUCAUCAAUUCCAUACUUUCUGAUUGGAGAUGAGGCAUUUAAAUUACGUCCUUACAUGAUGCGUCCAUACCCGAGAAGAUUGGUCACAACAUCUAGAGAAGAACUGUUUAAUUAUUGUCUCUCAAGUACACGGAUGAGAAUUGAAGACUCACUUGGAGUUCUUGUUGGAAAGUGGCGUGUAUUUCAUAAAGCUUUAGGUUUUAAUUUAUCAACAUCUGUCAAUAUUGUCAAAGCUGCAGUGUGCUUACACAAUUGUUUAAUAACAAGCGAGUUAAAUGACGCAGAAGAAAGAAAAAAGUAUUUAAACAAAGAGAUUUUGAAAAAUAUUUCAAAAAAUCGAAAUAUGGAAGAUUCGAGAAAUGAGGAAAAUAAAGAAAAUGAAACUUGUGAUUCAGAUGGAUGGAAAAUCAGAGAUAUUUUAACAUCAUACUUAGAGAAUAGAAAAAAAUAAUGUACAUUUUUUCGUCAAUGUCUCGAAACGUUUCAAAAACUAGUCAUGUUUUGCUUUUUAUUAAAAAAGUUAUUGAACUUGUAUUUUUAAAUUCCUUAAUAUCAAAUAUUAUUGUUUUUGUUAUUUAGAAUAAAGUUUGAAAUAAAACUAUCUUUUUAAUAUCUAUUAUCAAUAGUUCAAUAGCUGCAAAUCAAUUUUAAGAUUAUUUUAUAGAAGCUUAACUAAGGUUACAAAUAUCUACUGCUAAAUUUUUUAAAUUGCAAUUUAACGUUUAAAAAUAAUGCAAAACUUCAAGUAUUGUGCAUCUGAUCCUCAAUUGUUGAAGCGUUUUUCUGCAAAUUGUUUUUGAAGUCCAUGUACGCCAUAAUUUUACUGGACCAAUCGUUCUGAAAUUUGGUACAUUACUCCACAUAAUUCUUUAUGCAUCCCUGGGAAUUUUUUUUAAUUACUAAUUUUACAAUAACAAAUCAGACAAUUUUUUAUAGAGAAAACCUAUAAAAUGGAUGAGAAGAAAUUUUUGUCUUGGAAAAUAGUAUUAAUUUUGAUAAACAAAUUUUUACUACAAAAUCUCAAAGAACAAUACAUCAAAGAUGAUAUAUUGCCAAUUUUUUAAAUCUAUUUUUUAUAUAAAGUGAGAUAUUCAAAAUAAACGUAAAUUUUUUAUUUGUUUCUACGUUAAUGUGUAGAAUCUAUUGAUUUUUCCCAGCAAGCGAGUACAUAAUACAGAAGAUAGACAGAUUCAACAACUGUUCAACUUAUGCACAUCGAGAAUAAAUAACAAUAAUUUUAAUUUAUUUUAAUUUAACGGAUUACACUCUUAAAUACAUUAAUAAUAAUAGUUAAAAUAAUACUAAUGAAACUAAUAAUAAUCAUGUCAACAUGCGUCAUAUGCAAAAAUCUUAUUCAAAUGAAGAAUUUGUGAGAGCAGUGAAUAAUAUGGUGCCUACCCCGACACACAUUUAUUUUAUUGAAAAUGUACGAUUAAAGUAAAAAAUUCCAUAUUUUCUCUGUUAAGUAGAUACUGUAAUCCAAUAUCUGGAGUAACUGCUAAGCACGGUUAAAGUUUCAAUCUUUAUUUCCCAGAUAAUUAUUUUCAAUUGUGUCCAUUAUCAAAUGAAAUGUUCUUCUCUUCUCAUUUGGAGAAACUUUCCUAAAUGUCUCGAGUAAAAUUUCUUCGUAUGGAUCAUUUGCUUGAAAAUAAUUGUCUUCAAUUUCUGUUAA
Messenger RNA from Leptopilina heterotoma, 3368 nucleotides. RefSeq names its product protein ALP1-like. Lineage: Eukaryota; Metazoa; Arthropoda; Insecta; Hymenoptera; Figitidae. The record is from RefSeq and is a predicted model, not a curated record. Bases 921 to 2147 code for a protein of 408 amino acids. The transcript has 4 exons.